Molecule: messenger RNA, 1225 nt
Organism: Gossypium arboreum
Lineage: Eukaryota; Viridiplantae; Streptophyta; Magnoliopsida; Malvales; Malvaceae
Product: gamma-glutamylcyclotransferase 2-3
Exons: 8
Coding region: 148-846 (232 amino acids)
Biological process (GO): glutathione catabolic process
Cellular component (GO): cytoplasm
Molecular function (GO): glutathione specific gamma-glutamylcyclotransferase activity; gamma-glutamylcyclotransferase activity
Source: RefSeq, a predicted model, not a curated record
AAACAACAAAAUGUAAAGACCCAACCCAAGAUCUUUAACUCCAAAUAAAUCUUGAUCGUGCAUAAGUACCAAUCACAGCAUUACACGAUCAGCCACUUUGGCACUGUUUCCCUUUUGUUUUAAACCUUUUUGAUCGUCUCUCAUUGGAUGUUGUCUUCUUUUAUCUGCUCACUUUUCUUUCUGACUCAGUUCCGUCUCUCUUUUUCUCUCUCGCAAUAUUGUCUAACCAAGUUCCUUUGCUGUGGGAGUUCUCGAAACUCGAACCACGUAAUAAAAAUGGCGAUGUGGGUCUUUGGAUACGGUUCUCUUAUUUGGAAAGCUGGGUUUAACUAUGAUGAUCGUCUUGUUGGUUUCAUCAAGGACUAUCGCCGUGUAUUCUAUCAAGGGAGUACUGAUCACAGAGGGACGCCUGAGUAUCCUGGGAGAACUGUCACAUUGGAGCCUGCUCCUGGGGAAGUCUGUUGGGGAGCUGCUUACAAGAUAUCCAAGGAGGAAGAUAAAGAAACUGCAAUAACGUAUUUAGAAGUGAGGGAGAAGCAGUAUGACAAGAAAGCUUAUGUUGAUUUCUUCACCGAUCCCUUAGCUACAACUCCAGCCAUUUCUGGAGUAAUGGUGUACAUAGCAUCUCCUGACAAGAAGCUUAAUCCGAACUACUUGGGGCCUGCUUCUAUAGAAGACAUUGCCAAGCAAAUUGUUCGUGCGGAAGGCCCCUCGGGACCAAACAGAGAAUAUCUUUUCCAACUAGAAAAGGCUCUUCUUCAGAUUGGUUGUAAAGAUAAACACUUAAUGGAUCUUGCAAACGAAGCAAGGCGCAUUCUUUCAGAAUCCGAGCAUACUGCAUCAUGAUGCAAAUUUGUUGGAAAGGAAAAAUGAGAGAAUAAAUCACAAACCUAGGAAAAAGCAUGAAUGGCAUUAUAGAUGUUAGCAUCAUGGAAAUUGCAUGUUCCUCCAUGUUUUGCUCUGGACCGGGACACACACCGAAACAUAGUUUCUUAUAGUGUGGGACACAGUCACCCCAAUUCUACAAACAAUAACUUCAUCCCCACAAGCAAACAGUUUCUGAAAGUGGGCGUUUUCCAUAUUUUUUUCCUUCAUUUCUAAUUCGGGUAUUUUUCCCUAUUAAACCUGCUUGUUCUUCGAUGACGAAAGCUAUGUUAACGUUUGAUUCAUCGUUGUCCCACUAUGAUGAUGGAUUUGUUUAUGAAAAAGUUAAUUAAAUAUGUAA